Molecule: messenger RNA, 1695 nt
Organism: Centropristis striata (black sea bass)
Lineage: Eukaryota; Metazoa; Chordata; Actinopteri; Perciformes; Serranidae
Product: protocadherin gamma-A7-like
Exons: 3
Coding region: 523-1695 (390 amino acids)
Biological process (GO): homophilic cell-cell adhesion
Cellular component (GO): plasma membrane
Molecular function (GO): calcium ion binding
Source: RefSeq, a predicted model, not a curated record
UUUUUCUAUUUACAAAAUAUUAUGUAUGUAUUGAUUUAUUAAUUGGUUUAUUUUUGGCGUACAGGGUGCACUGUAGGAGAAUUGUUUUGAGAUUUAAAUUAAAUUUUCCGUUCUUCUAAACGGAAUCUGGUAUAAUGCCAUGUGUUCAGUUGAAAUGUGCUUUUAGUUCGAAAAACCUUUUUAAAAACAUUCCAAUGUGAUUUCCAUUGGAGAUGUGCUCAGUUUGUCUGCUUCAGAGCUUUAACUGAUUUUCACUGUUUGGACUCUAAGGGACGCUGUUGGUCAGUCCAACAUUUUAUGUGUGUCGUCAUUCAGCCCAUCCCCUGGCUGACUGACUAUACAGUGAAGAAGGCUCUGUGUGUUUUGUCGAGGUUUAGGGCUCGUAAGAGAGAGCAAGGUUUCAUACACUUGCAUGUAAAGGUUGAAGAGCUGUUUUAAGUGACCAGGACACGGAUAUUUCAGGACCGCUUCGCCAUCAUAUCAAUUGGACAUAAAUCAUCUUUUUUAUUCAUUGUUGCCAUAAUGGCAAUUCGAGGAUCUCUCACCUACACAUCCGCAAGAUGGCGAUUGUUUUAUGGAUUUCGAGGGCAAAUAGGACUGCUUAUGUUGCUUCUUUAUGCGGUGAACAUGGUAGGUGGUCAGAUUCGUUAUUCUAUCCCAGAGGAGAUGAAGAAAGGCUCUGUUAUCGGUAAUGUAGCGCAAGAUCUGGGUUUGGAUCUGAGGAGGCUCCGUUCUGGGCGGGCCCGUAUCGUGACCGGGGAAAACAUCCACUACACCGAGCUGAAGGCAGACAAAGGGAUUCUAGUCGUGAACGAGAGAAUAGACCGAGAGCAGCUUUGUGGAGACGUAACGCCGUGUAGCUUCAGCUUUGAGGUCAUUUUAGAAAACCCAAUCGAACUGCACAGAGUAACAGUAAUGAUCCAGGACCAGAACGACAACCCUCCUCAGGUCCUGUACCCAGUCCAGACUGGAGGCUCUCUGGUGGCUGAAAUGGUGCCUCGUUCAGCAGAUGUGGGCUAUCUGGUGACUAAAGUGGUGGCUGUUGAUGUGGACUCUGGACAGAAUGCCUGGCUCUCCUAUAAACUGCAGAAAGCCACAGACAGGGCGCUGUUUGAAGUGGGCUUACAGAAUGGAGAAAUAAGAACUAUCCGCCAAGUGACUGAUAAAGAUGCUGUGAAACAAAGACUGAGUGUUAUAGUGGAGGACAACGGGCAGCCCUCUCGUUCAGCUACAGUCAUUGUUAACGUGGCGGUGGCGGACAGCUUCCCUGAAGUGCUGUCUGAGUUCACUGACUUUACACACGACAAGGAGUACAAUGACAACCUGACUUUUUACUUAGUGUUGGCUUUGGCUGUAGUCUCCUUCCUCUUCAUCACGUGUUUAGUGGUUAUUAUCUCAGUGAAAAUCUACAGAUGGAGACAGUCUCGCAUCCUGUAUCACUCCAGCCUGCCUGUGAUUCCAUAUUAUCCACCACGUUACUCAGACACUUUGGGGACAGGGACUCUCCAACACGUGUACAAUUAUGAGGUGUGCAGGACGACUGACUCCAGAAAGAGUGACUGUAAGUUCGGCAGAGCCGGUAGUCAGAACGUGCUGAUAAUGGACCCCAGUUCUACAGGGACGUUGCAGCGGAUACAGAGUGAGAAGAGCAUCCUGGAUGAACCAGACUCUCCUCUAGAGACCUCCCCUGGCUGA